Molecule: messenger RNA, 690 nt
Organism: Aptenodytes forsteri (emperor penguin)
Lineage: Eukaryota; Metazoa; Chordata; Aves; Sphenisciformes; Spheniscidae
Gene: CUNHXorf65
Product: chromosome unknown CXorf65 homolog
Exons: 7
Coding region: 1-690 (229 amino acids)
Source: RefSeq, a predicted model, not a curated record
AUGUUCAUCUACAUCAAGCACGGGGAUGACCAGAGCUUUCUGGCCAACACCAACUGCGCCGUCCUGUGGCUGCUCUCCUACGUGAGGAGGAUGGUGGGGGUCCCCGACACCGAUGUCAUCAACCUGUGUGACAAGCUGGCCACCCCCAAGCUGCUGUUCCAGGUGACCAGGCUGAGCGAGAGGGCCAGUGAGCUCCUCCAGGUGUGCAGCACCUACUAUGUGUGCAGGGUGGAGUUCGGAGCACCUGGGACUGAGGAGGAGGACGCGUGCUGGUCCUUCAUGCCCCUCCUGGAGCAUCCCAGCCCAACGCUGGCAGUGGCCCUGCGGCUGCAGGGCGAGCACCUGCACAGGAGGCAGACCGGCACCCCAGACAUGCCAGAGGAGAGGAGGACACCUGACGCAGAGACACUGCCCUCCACGGCGCAAUCCCAAGGAAUGAUAAGGGGCUGCUGGUGGCCCCCAGGGCGGCCGCCCCCAACACCACGCCUCUCCGCCCAGGGGAAGGCGCCAGGGCAAGGCCCAGGCAGAGAGAGCGGGGACGGAGGGGACCUGACGCAAGGCGGCUUCACCCUCCAGAGCGUGGGCGGGGCCGGGCCAGCAGGCCUUGUCACCCUCAUGCGCCACUGCCCCAACCCCAUGCCUGCUGUCCCCACGCCCCAUUACCCCUGUUGCACAGGGUGCUCUAUGUGA